CCUGACCAUUUGUUUGACAGUAAUACAGAUUCUUUAUUUCACCGUGCAGGUUUCCGUCUAUUGAAUAAAUAAAAAUCGGACUUCGUACUUUGCGACUGUGGUUGAAGAGUGCUGCGGGUAUGUAUGUUCACAUAUCGUUCCUUCAAGCAGUUGAUAAAUCACUGUAAAUCAAUAAACUAUAUGAAUAAUUAAAUAAUUCUAGUAAUGAGACGAUAAAUGCGUGGGCAGUGAAAGAAGGAGGCAACAAAACAAUCGUAAACUAUACUAACUAAAUAAAAUCAAACAAAAGGGAUUUUAAGAGAAUACUUGAAGGAUUUUCGGAACACCGUUUAGCGUUAAACAACAACAAAAAAUGUUCAGCCGACUACGUGAUUUCGCCACACGUCACCGACGAAAAUUUUUAGUAACAGGCGUGUUAGUUGGAGGCACAUACGUAGCUAUCAAAUAUGCACAGCGAAAACUUAUUGAAUAUCAAACGCGACAAGCUCGCGAAUUUUUCGAAAAGACAAAGCGUAUGCAACAUUUUGAAACGACAGAACAUACCUGCAAUAAGGUAAUAAUUGGAAUGGGCACAGAAUUAUAUGCAGCCAUAAUACGUGAAUGCAAUACCAACGCAUUGCUGGAUCAACUUCGUCAGAAUCCACCGAAUAAACUAGAAUUGUGGGAAGAAAUGAAGAUAGUCGCGUUCACGCGUCUGACAACAUUCAUUUAUGCUUCAUCGAUGUUAGUCAUUGCCUUGCGUGUACAAAUGAAUUUGCUUGGCGGUUACUUAUACCAAGACGUCACGUUGGAAAGAAAACAAAUCGCAGAAGAACUGAAACAACAGUAUCUCUCACUCAUUGGUUACUUCAUACAUGAUGGUGGCUUAAGUGAGCUAAUACGUGUAAUACGUGCCAAAGUUCUUGUUGUUAUGAAGACAUUGCCGCUGUCGAAGCGUUUUAGUCUUUCAGAUAUAGAACAGCUCUUCUGGACGCUACAAAUGGCCAUCAAUAGCGAUGUCGGCGAUCCCAUUGCAAAAAUGGCGGCGUACUUAUUGCCGCCACAAAUGCCAGAAUAUAAUACAGUGGGACCACUACUGCAAAAAAUGUACAAUGAAACCUUAGACUUGUUAGAGAGCGACGAUGCUUCAAGUGUUUGCUCGAACAGCAUCUGUCGAGGCUUUUCCUUGACGGUAGAUGCCAUUGCAGAAAGUAUUGGCGAGACAUUAUCGCAAGCGCAAAAGGCUACAGCAAGCGAAGAAAAUAAAACCACACAAAAAGGCGAUGGUGGCGACGUGGCAACUGCGAAUAGUGUACUCGGCAUAAACAGCGUAGAAAUGGCGUUAGCUAAACUUAUACCGAUUGUAAGCGGUUUAACGUCCCAAGGAUUCGAUGAAAAAUCACGUCCACAGAAUUUAGCGACCUCGUUGAUCACAUUUUAUAUGGUUGAUGAGAAGAGCAAAGUAUUUGGUGCGAAUGUGUAUGAAACGUUUAGCUCCACAUAAAUAUAUUUAUUGUGAAAUGUAAUACAAUAAAUAGGAGGCCUUUGAAGCGCAAACCUAUUUUUGACUGUUUGAAGAAAAUUUAAGUUUUUAAAUGUUUUGUUUGCAAUAGCAAAAAUGUACCUAUAAAAGCUUGUAACUUUAAAACUAGCUUUUAAUGACGACAGCAGUAAGCAAGAUAACAAGAAAAUUUUGUGAAGAUUAGUUAGACCGCAGUAGAAUUUUAUAAAUUCACUAGCGCAGAUGCAUUGAAAAUGGUAUUAGGGUAAAAAUAGAUUGUAACAUUAUAUGUACUCAAAUUUUCAGUAAUGUUAAACGAAAUAAGCCGUCAUUCAAACAAAUUUGUAUAAAAUACUUAAGUGCUACACAAUAUAACAUUUUAAUCGUUGAACUAAACAACGCUGCAGUGAAUUGUAAAAAAUAGUUGAGCAUUUUUUUUAUGAAAAAGCAUUCAUUCCAAAAAAUUCAUACAUAUGUAUCGCAGAAGGAACUGUCCAUGAUAAUUUAUUUAUUGCUAUAAUUUUUUUAACGGAUGUGUAUUACAUAUGUAACUUAUUAUUUGGCGCUAUAAAUUUUUAAAUAAAAUAUGUAUUAUAUAAAUCAA
Messenger RNA from Bactrocera latifrons, 2084 nucleotides. It is a transcript of the gene Pex3, whose product is annotated as peroxisomal biogenesis factor 3. Gene Ontology annotation, molecular function: protein-macromolecule adaptor activity. The record is from RefSeq and is a predicted model, not a curated record. Bases 353 to 1483 code for a protein of 376 amino acids. The transcript has 3 exons. NCBI's taxonomy places the organism in Eukaryota, Metazoa, Arthropoda, Insecta, Diptera, Tephritidae. Gene Ontology annotation, biological process: protein import into peroxisome membrane. Gene Ontology annotation, cellular component: peroxisomal membrane.